GGUCGAACAACGGUUGGAAAAGUAACACUAUGUAACACUGUUUUGGCGAAUGCAAACAUUCCGGUUUGUUGAUUUCUGGGACGUUCAUUCAAAACGCCGCCUCAAUCGAUAGUUAUAAUAAAUAUAUUGUACAUAAUUGUAAUAGUGUAUGCAACGUACAGUACAAUUUAUUCGAAAUCUGAACUCUAAUGAAAAACAUUACUCAACAUGGAUGAAACUUUCUCCGUCAACCUAAAAGAGGUAAAACAGGAUCUAAUCCUGGGUAUUAUUGAAUGCAACAAACGCGGGCUGAUACAAAGUGCGAAAUGGCUUUCCGAGUUGAACCAUGGUCUGGCAGAGGUACAGGUGAAACUGAUUGGUAAGUCGUUUGAAAGUUUACACGCCGGAAUCGCGGAAGAAGAGUACGACGAUUAUGUGCUGGCCAAGAGUUACUUCGAUGUACGAGAGUACGAUCGAUCGGCUUACUUCACUCGAAACUGCAGUUCAUCAGUUCCGAAAUUUCUCCAUAUGUACGCGACGUACAUGUCCAAGGAGAAGAAGCGACUGGAUAAUAUGAGCGACAAUUCGAUUGUGAAUUCCAACAGCCAUGUAAAGGAUUUCUCUGACUUGUUGGCAUCAUUGCGAACGGAUCACGGACAACGAAAACUUGAUGGUUAUUGUCUUUACCUUUACGGAGUAAUUUUGAAAAAGUUGGACUUAAAUCAGAUGGCAAUUCAAAUUUUUGUGGAAGCUAUCAAUGCGACGCCGACGAUGUGGGGAUCCUGGCUGGAACUAGCUCCUCUCAUUACGGACAAAAACAUGCUUCAAAAUCUCAAACUACCGAACCAUUGGAUGAAGCAAAUUUUCAUUGGUUAUACCAACAUCGAACUGUUCCUCAAUGAGGAAGGUAUAAAAAUAUUCGAAAAUUUGCAAACUGCUGGUUUCGGCAAGUGUAUAUUCGUACCGACGCAGCUGGCGAUCGCAUUCUCUAACAAGCGGGACGUGGACAAGUCCAUCGAGAUAUUCCAGCAUCUUCAUGAAGUGGAUCCGUUUCGGUUGGACAAUUUAGAUUCGUACUCCAAUUUGCUGUUUGUUAAAGACAUGAAGACUGAAAUGGCACAUCUGGCUCACAAGGCAGUGGACAUUAACAAAUACAGUCCGGAGACAUGCUGUGUGGUGGGAAAUUAUUAUAGUAUACGAGCCGAUCAUCACAAGGCGGUGGUAUAUUUCCAGCGAGCGCUAAAACUUAAUCCAAGAUACCUUUCAGCGUGGACGUUGAUGGGACACGAGUUUAUGGAAAUGAAGAAUACCAACGCGGCCAUUCAAAGUUACCGGCAGGCUGUUGAGGUUAAUCGGAGAGAUUUUCGCGCAUGGUACGGUCUCGGUCAGGCGUACGAAAUUCUCAAGAUGCCGUUCUAUAGUUUACAUUAUUACAAGGCGGCGCAGCAGCUGCGCCCAUACGAUAGUCGGAUGCUGGUGGCGUUGGGGGAAACAUACGAGAAAUUGGAUAAACCUUCCAACGCAUUGAAAUGUUAUCAGAAAGCGUAUAAUGUUGGCGAUAUCGAGGGCGUCGCACUGUAUAAUUUAGCGCGAUUGUACGAGAAGCAGGAUGAAAUCGAAAAGGCUGUUCCCGCACUGUUGAGGUUUUGUUCCGAUGAAAAAGCAGUAGCCGACAAGAGUUCCCUUUGCCACGCCUACAUGACGUUAGGAAAUUUCUACGAAAAGAAGGAGCAAUUCGAUAAAGCUUCACAUUUUGCGUACAAAUGUUUGGAACACGAGGAGACAAAGAGGGAAGCGGAGGCAUUGCUGAAAACGAUAGCCAUCAAGAGAUCGCUUAAAGCUACUGCUGCUGGGGGAACUGUUGCGGCAGGAUCGGAAACAGCACCAACGGGGGAUGGCAAAGAGAAGCCUUCCGAUAUGGACCUGGAAGAAAUCGAAAUGGACGAGAGUAAUGUGAGCCGGAUGGUUGAUCUGGUGAUGGCCCAGGACGACAUGCUAGUCGAGAAUGAAGAGCCCGAGUUCCAGCUGGAACAGGCAGCGGAGCUGGAAAAUUCUUCACUUUCUAUCAUUAUGGAGGAUGGGUCGACCGAAUAAAAUGGAUAUUUUGUUUGGACGUAUCCAUGCAAAA
Molecule: messenger RNA, 2107 nt
Organism: Topomyia yanbarensis
Lineage: Eukaryota; Metazoa; Arthropoda; Insecta; Diptera; Culicidae
Gene: Cdc23
Product: cell division cycle protein 23 homolog
Exons: 3
Coding region: 208-2073 (621 amino acids)
Biological process (GO): cell division
Cellular component (GO): anaphase-promoting complex
Molecular function (GO): protein binding
Source: RefSeq, a predicted model, not a curated record